AAAUACAUGAAUGAUUAAUUAAAGAGAAAAAAAUGGACAAUCACUCUGAACAGACUAUUGGCGAUGGAGAAAAUUUACAUACAUCAAUCGAAGAGGAUAUUGUUAAGGAAAAUUUCCCGGAAAAUAUGCACCAAACCAAUGUUCCCAAUCGAUUGACCAUAAUGGAGAAGAAAUUUUUGCUUGCCGUCGAACGUGGUGAUCUUCCGGCCGUGAAAAGAAUAAUCUGCCAGAUUAAUUCAAUGAACAAAUUCAACAUAAAUUGUCGUGAUCCAUUAGGCAGAAGUGGUCUUUUGAUGGCCAUUGAUAAUGAAAAUAUUGAAAUGAUUAAACUCUUAUUGAUGGCCGGUGUUGAAAUGAAAGAUGCUUUGCUGCAUGCUAUAAAUGAAGAUUUUGUCGAAGCCGUUGAGUUACUAUUAGAUCAUGAAGAUCAGAUUCAUAUACCGGGUCAGCCACAUUCAUGGGAAGCAUUCGAACGUGAAACAUUCACCAAUGACAUUACGCCAUUGGUUUUAGCUGCUCAUCGAAAUAAUUAUGAAAUUGUUAAAAUUAUCUUGGAUCGUAAUAUAUCACCGAUACCGAUACCACAUGGUACACGAUGUGGAUGUAAAGAAUGCCGUAUGGCUAGCAAAGAAGAUUGUCUAAGACAUUCACGGUCACGUAUCAAUGCUUUCAAAGCAUUAUCAUCACCAUCACUUAUAGCACUUCAUAGUAAAGAUCCAAUCCUUACCGCAUUCGAUCUUAGCUGGCAAUUACGACGAUUAAGUUUUCUUGAACCAGAAUUCAAGAAUGAAUACCUACAAUUACGUAAACAAUGUCAAUUAUUUGCUACGGCGCUUUUAGAUCAUACGAGAACCAGUGAAGAAUUGGAAAUAUUACUUGAUUAUGAUCCAGAUCGUGAUCCACUUGAAGAUCAAGAACGUUUACAAUUAUCGAGACUGAAAUUGGCAAUACAAAUUAAACAGAAAAUGUUUUGCGCUCAUGCCAGUGUUCAGCAAUUAUUAGCAUCCAUAUGGUACGAAGGUCUGCCUGGUUUUCGGCGCAAAAAUAUCGUCAUACAAAUCUUUCAAUUGAUCGGCAUUGGAAUACUUUUUCCAUUGCUUUCCAUUGCAUACAUUUUGGCUCCAUAUUCAACAGCUGGAAAAUUUAUUAAAAAACCAUUCAUCAAAUUCAUAUGCCAUUCGGCUAGUUAUGUUACAUUUUUGAUUUUAUUAAUGUUAGCUUCACAACGUAUUGAAUCGAACAUUUUUGGCAUCAAUCCCGUGGAAAACAUUAAUAUAACGACAAAAAGAGGAUCAUUGCCAUCAUAUAUUGAAUUAUGCAUUCUAGCCUGGGUAUUUGGACUAAUUUGGAGUGAAAUCAAACAGCUAUGGGAUCUUGGCAUAAGUGAAUAUCUAAGCGAUAUGUGGAAUAUAUUAGAUUUCAUUAAUAAUUCCAUCUAUGUUGCAACAAUUACGUUACGUAUUAUUGCCUAUUAUCAAACGAAAAAAGAAAUAAUGAAUGGUGUAUCAUCAUUAGCAUAUCAACGAGAGAAUUGGGAUGAUUUUGAUCCAAUAUUAUUAUCUGAAGGGCUAUUUGCAACGGCAAACAUAUUUAGUUCAUUAAAAUUGGUCUAUAUAUUUUCAGUGAAUCCAUAUCUAGGACCAUUACAGAUUUCGCUUGGUCGUAUGGUUAUUGAUAUUUUGAAAUUUUUUAGCAUCUAUUUGUUGGUAUUGUUUUCAUUUGCAUGUGGUAUGAAUCAGCUAUUGUGGUAUUAUGCCGAUAUGGAAAAACAGAGCUGUAUUGUUCAAACAAAUUCAUUGGAUGAAUCAAUGAAAUCACAAUCCAUGAUUAAUGAAAUUCUACAUCCAAAUGCCUGUUUAGCAUGGAGACGUUUUGCAAAUCUAUUUGAAUCAACACAGACACUAUUCUGGGCAACGUUUGGUCUGAUUGAUUUGGAUAAUUUUGAACUAACCGGCAUCAAAAGCUAUACAAGAUUCUGGGGUUUAUUAAUGUUUGGUGUUUAUAGUAUCAUAAAUGUAGCCGUUCUUUUGAAUCUACUCAUAGCAAUGAUGAAUCAUUCAUACCAAUCGAUAAGUGAACAAGCGGAUACGGAAUGGAAAUUUGCCCGAAGUAAAUUAUGGAUGAGUUAUUUCAGUGAUGGUGCAACUGUCCCGCCUCCAUUCAAUAUAAUACCGACACCUAAAACCGUUCUACAUACGAUCGUAUGGCUGGCAAAAUUUUGUUUAGGCAAAACUAAACGUGGUAAAAAUGAAGCAAUGCGUACAAUCAAACGAAAACAACGUCGCGCAAAUGAAAGAGAUUAUAAAUAUCAUAAAGUGGUACGUGCAUUAAUUCGUCGUUAUAUUAUGAAUGAACAACGGAUACAGGAACGACAACGUGGUGUUACCGAAGAUGACUGUAAUGAAAUUAAACAAGAGGUCAGUGCACUUCGUUAUGACCUAUUGGAAAUGCUUGGAUCACAUCGCCGCUCUAAACAUGGUUUCGAUACCGUACUCAGUAAUGGUAGUAAUAGUAAUUGUCACAUGGGAAAGAAAAGCCGACAACGUGAAAGGCGAUUAAUGAAAGGAUUCAAUUUUGAUCAUCCAAUUGUCGAAAAUGAUAAUCAAGAAAAUGUGACAAGUUUCGAAAUUAAUGAAGACUUUGAAGACAAAAGUUCGACAAAUAUUUCCGAUUCACAGAAAACAUCAAUUCGUUCAUCAACAAGUGUGAUAAAAAAUAAAUUCUAUAGAACGGCACAGAAUUUUGUUCAGAAUAAAAAAACACAUUCAAGAUGGCGACAAAUGAUUGAAACCAAACGUGAAAAGGUGAAAACAUUUUCACAAAGUCAAGACUCAAUUGAAAGUGAUGCAACAAUGAAUACGGAUGGUAGCUAUGGUAAUAAUACAAUCGAUAGUCGAAUGGUAAUCGAUGCGAAUAUUAAAAGACAAAUAUUUGCUAGAAAAUUAGAUUCAAUGUCAUUAAGUCAACCUAUUAUGUUGUCAUUGCAACAACAACAACAACAACAACAUAAUCAAACAAUGACAAAUAAAUCCAUUGUGAAUAAAUCAGGCUCAUUUUCCAAUGAAACAAUCAAAUCACAAUCAAUGAUGAUUAAAGAUGAUGAUAAAACUACCACAGAUGAAGAUUCUCAUUGGAUAUAAAUUUUCAUAUUAAUAAUUAAUAAUUCUUUUUAUUAAUCCAACAAUGUUUAGCUACAUGUAUAUUCUAAGUUUACAUAACGAUGAUCUAUUAAAAUAAAAUUCAUCUUUAAUCGA
Molecule: messenger RNA, 3254 nt
Organism: Dermatophagoides farinae (American house dust mite)
Lineage: Eukaryota; Metazoa; Arthropoda; Arachnida; Sarcoptiformes; Pyroglyphidae
Product: transient receptor potential-gamma protein
Biological process (GO): calcium ion transmembrane transport; regulation of cytosolic calcium ion concentration
Cellular component (GO): plasma membrane; cation channel complex
Molecular function (GO): protein binding; store-operated calcium channel activity; inositol 1,4,5 trisphosphate binding
Source: RefSeq, a predicted model, not a curated record